This is a messenger RNA of Danaus chrysippus (African queen), 411 nucleotides long. The record is from the annotation of a GenBank genome assembly. NCBI's taxonomy places the organism in Eukaryota, Metazoa, Arthropoda, Insecta, Lepidoptera, Nymphalidae.
AUGCAGUCGGAGGUGUUCGCUCACUACGGAAACGACAGGGGGAGACGUCUACGAAGCGAGCCGGAGCGCGGCGGGGGUCGGCGGGGGUCGGGUAGGAGGGGGGGGGUAGAGACGAGGAGAGAAAGAGACAGAGAGAUAGAGAGGGAGGGAGAGAGGGGUAGACUGAGGAGGGAGAGGGUGGUGGUGGUGGUGGCCGCCCCGCCGCCGACCGCCGCCGCAUUACAUCUAUCUAUAUACAUCGUAGCCACUACACUUGCGCACGCGAGCCACUUGAGCAAACUAGCCGGUGAGCCGUCCAUCACGGCAACAUAUAAAUAUUCAACAACUUUAACCACGCCUCCUCAACCAAGCUCACGCUCAACCUCAACUCAACCUCACGCUGGGGACGGGGACACAACAGGCAUUAUAUAA